ACUGUGCAUGCACGAGAAGCUGUUCUAUGUGAAUGGUCCGGCAGUCUUCUGCGACCUGUCCUGAAUUUGACAGGUCCCCAAAGGUCUGCAGUCUCUGGUCUAUGUCCAUAGUCCUCUGGUCAUCCUGUGUACUAUGUCCGCAGUUCUGGUCAUCUUAUGUACCGUGUCCGCAGUCUCUGGUCAUCUCCUGUACCGUGUCCGCAGUCUCUGGUCAUCUCCUACCGUGUCCGCAUCUCUGGUCAUCUCUGUACCGUGUCCGCGUCUCUGGUCCGCUGUCUCUGGUCAUCUCCUGUACGUCCGCA
Messenger RNA from Staurois parvus, 302 nucleotides. The record is from the annotation of a GenBank genome assembly. NCBI's taxonomy places the organism in Eukaryota, Metazoa, Chordata, Amphibia, Anura, Ranidae.